Molecule: messenger RNA, 1665 nt
Organism: Ceratina calcarata
Lineage: Eukaryota; Metazoa; Arthropoda; Insecta; Hymenoptera; Apidae
Product: putative ankyrin repeat protein RF_0381
Exons: 1
Coding region: 1-1665 (554 amino acids)
Molecular function (GO): protein binding
Source: RefSeq, a predicted model, not a curated record
AUGGGUGAGACACUGUUUCAUUUUGCUGCGCGAGUAGGAAUAGAAGAAACUCUCAGGUUGCUAAUUAAGGGAGGAGCUGACCUAGACGCCGAAAACGGAGAUGGAGAAACGGCACUGCACCUAGCCAUCCAGGAGAGACACGAAGGUAUCGUGAAAAUUCUCGUACAUCAGGGUGCCGCUGUCAACUCGAAAACUACAUGGGACGAGACACCACUUUAUUUCGCUGCGCGAUUAGGUCUAGAAGAAACUUGCAGGUUGCUACUCGAAAGAGGAGCUGACGUGCAUGCCAAAGACAAAAAUGGAUUAACGGCGCUGCACCUAGCCAUUCAGGAGAGACACGAAGAUAUCGUGAAACUUCUCGUACAUCAGGGUGCCGAUGUCAACUCGAAAACUAAAUGGGGCGAGACACCACUUUAUUUCGCUGCGCGAGUAGGACACGAUGAAAUUUUCAGGUUGCUAAUUGAGAGAGGAGCUGACGUAGAUGCCGAAAACGGAGAUGGAUUAACGGCGCUGCACCUAGCCAUUCUGGAGAGACACCAAGAUAUCGUACAAAUCCUCGUAGAUAAGGGUGCCGGUGUCAACGGGAAAUCUGAAUGUGACGAUACACCGCUUCAGUUUGCUGCGCGAGUAGGACACGAAGAAAUUUUCAGGUUGCUAAUUGAGAGAGGAGCUGACGUAGGUGCCGAAAAAAGAAGAGAUGGAUUAACGGCGCUGCACCUAGCCAUUCUGGAGAGACACCAAAAUAUCGUACAAAUCCUCGUAGAUAAGGGUGCCGAUGUCAACUGUAAAUCUGUAUGUGAUGCGACACCGCUCCAUUUUGCUGCGCAAGUUGGGUUAGAAGAAAUUUGCUACUUGUUAAUCGAGAAAGGAGCUAACGUGAAUGACAAAGAUGUAUAUGGAUGGACAGCGUUACAUCUUGCCGCUGAAUGUGGUCAAGUGCGUAUCGUGGAAAUUCUCUUGAAUUCGGGCGUCGACGUCAAUUGUAAAAAUGAAUCUGGUAAUACUGCAUUACACGUUGCAUCCUAUACCGAUCAGUCCGAAGUCGUUUUAACUCUCAUAGAAAAUGAUGCUGACGUAAACAUUGUUAAUAAUUUCGAUGAAACAGCGUUCCACUCUACCUAUUCUAGAUAUAGACAUAUGGAUCGUAACAAUUUUUCCAUUACUCAAAAGCAGUUAAUUAAAAUGCAGAUUGCUAGUUUGGACAUGAAUAACGGAAAUAUGGAGAAUAUUAAUCUCACUAGGGAUUUAAACGGGCAAUCUCAGUUUGAGAAGAAAUGUAUUGAAGAGAUAAAGAGAAUGAAAAGCUUAAAAAUUAACAAUACUUUUCUAACAUUCCAUGAUAUCUUAACAAAACGCAUAGACCAAAUAGCAUCAUACGCGAGAAAUGAAGAUGUUGUUCAGGUUUUGCAACGGGGCAAUUACCAGAGAGAAUUUCCUACGUACGAAGACGUAAUAAAAGGUCGUUUCAACAGAGGCAUGAUACGAAAGGAGUUGUUUGACGAGAGCGUUAUAUUUUUCCGCCGUUACUUCAGUAGAAUUUAUGAUUCACUUUGGAUUCAAAGAAUAUUAAACUACCUCAGUAACAGGGAUCUAACGAAUUUGAGAGAUGCUUGUAAAAACGUACGUUAUAACUUUAACGGUGUAACAAAACGGGAAAUACUGUAA